Coccomyxa subellipsoidea C-169 is the source of this 3604-nucleotide messenger RNA. Its product is annotated as potassium transporter. The transcript has 19 exons. The coding region runs from base 274 to 2991 and encodes 905 amino acids. Gene Ontology annotation, cellular component: membrane. Gene Ontology annotation, molecular function: potassium ion transmembrane transporter activity. Gene Ontology annotation, biological process: potassium ion transmembrane transport. NCBI's taxonomy places the organism in Eukaryota, Viridiplantae, Chlorophyta, Trebouxiophyceae, Coccomyxaceae. The record is from RefSeq and is a predicted model, not a curated record.
UUCUGUCGAUGAUCACAUGCACUGGUCUUCCUACAUCUUUCUUUUCAAGGAUGGUUGGUACCAGCUUGGUGGAAGUUUCGAUGCGCUCCCUUGUGAACGACUUCUGAUGACUGUCGUCAACGACCACAUCGUCUGGAAUUGCACUAGGAGCAUCUAGGAGGAAACCAUAUACAACGCAAAAAAGCGUUUUAAUCUAUAAUCUUCCAGUAGAUCGGAUGCAGUAAGGGUGGGCGCCUCCUGUACGCUCCUGCUGCACGCCUGGUGGGGGCAACCAUGAAGAGGUCCCUCACAGACCUGAUCAGGAAGAAAGAGCCCGGCAGGCAGGGGUUCGCAGACAGCAUACUGUCCCGCGUCACCUCCAAAGCCUGGGAGAAUGAUGCAGACAUAGAAGACCCAGGAGCAGCUGAGAGGAGUGGCAAGGCCAAAUGGAGGGGCACCCUCAUUCUAGGCUUCCAAGCCCUCGGUGUUGUGUAUGGUGACAUUGGGACAUCCCCGCUGUAUGUCAUCUCAUCCACAUUCCUGGAUGGAGCGCCCUCAGAGGAGGACAUCGUGGGAGUCAUCUCGCUCAUCAUCUGGUCCCUUACAGCGCUGUUAGUCAUCAAAUAUGCCGCCAUAGUGCUCAGAGCAGAUGACAACGGGCAGGGAGGCACAUUCGCGCUCUAUUCCCUGCUCAAGCGUCAGGCAGAGCUGGGGAAUUCUGGAAAGCUGAUGGAGUCGGACAGGCACCUGUCGCAGUACAGCAUCGGGCGCGGGGAUACGCGGCUGGCGUCUCGGCUGUCCCGGCGGAAGCGGACGCAGUCUGCGCCCCCUGGAGGACUCCCCACCGUCACCGAGUACUCCACCAAACUCGUCGACUGGCGCCAGCGCUUCAUCGAGAAUCGGCACACGCAGAACAUUCUGCGCGUGUUGGUGGUGGCCGGUGUUGGCAUGAUCAUGGGCGAUGGAGUGCUGACUCCCGCCAUCUCAGUGGUGUCUGCCUGUGAGGGCCUUCAGCAGGCCAGCGCCAACAUCACCCGCUCGAUGAUCGUGAUUAUCGCGAUUGUCAUCCUGGCGGGGCUCUUCAUGAUCCAGCAGUUUGGCACCAAGUUUGUGGGCUACCUCUUCUCGCCCAUCAUCCUGGUCUGGUUCCUGUUCAACUCGGUGGUGGGAAUUUACAACAUCGCCAAGUACCGCCCCGUCAUCUUCAAGGCCUUCGGGCCGAACUACUGGUUCUCCUUCUUCCUGCGCAACCAGAAGGGCGGCUGGCAGGCUCUGGGCGGCGUCGUGCUCUGCAUUACAGGUGUUGAGGCGUUGUUUGCUGACCUGGGCCACUUCAACCGGCCUUCCAUCCAGAUCUCCACCUUCUGCAUCGUCUACCCAGCCCUCAUCAUCACCUAUCUAGGCCAGGGCUCGUAUCUGCUGGCGCACCCGGACGCGUUCGAUGCGAUGUUUUGGAAGUCGCUGCCUCAAGGAACCUUCUGGCCCAUGUUUGUGGUCGCCACGCUGGCAGCCAUCAUUGCCAGCCAGGCGCUCAUAUCAGCUGUCUUCCAGAUUGUCAGCCAGGCCAUCGUGCAGGGCUUCUUCCCCCGCUUCCACGUCUACCACACCAGCCGCGAGCACCGUGGGCAGGUGUACAUCCCACUCAUCAACUAUCUGCUGAUGGCCCUGUGCCUCAUCAUCGUGGGCACCUUCCAGACCUCCACCAAUAUCGGCAGGGCCUACGGCAUAUCUGUGCUGGCGGACAUGUUUCUGACGACGCACUUCAUGACACUGGUGCUGAUGACCAUAUGGCGCCUGCCCCUACCACUCGUCGUGCUCUGGUACUGCGUGUUUGCUCCCAUCGAGGCCACCUACCUCUCCUCCGCCCUCGAAAAGAUCCCCACAGGGGGGUGGUUUUCGGUGAUGAUGUCGGGCAUCUACACCUGCAUCAUGCUGCUCUGGUUCUGGGGCAACUCCAAGAAGAAGGCCUUCUACGGGCGCAAGAAGCUCAAGCUGCACCAGUUCCUGGCGCUCAUGGGCGACGAUGGCAAGGAUGAGCAGACAUCCAUGACCAUUGCAUCCCAGAAGAUCGCUCUCAAAGCCUCUGCCACCAAACUCAAGCGCGUGCGCGGCGUGGGCCUGUACUAUGGGGAGGACAUCCACGGAGUGCCCCCGGUGCUGCUGCAAAUGGUGUCGCGCACGCCCGUCCUCUACGAGGUCAACAUCUUCGUCACCAACCGCUUCGUGCCCAUUCCCGAGGUCCUCCCCUCAGAGCGCAUCCUUGUCGAGCAGCUGGGCGUCUCAGGCUUCUACCACAUUGUUGCCAGGUACGGGUACAUGGAGGAGGUGAAGCAGGACGAUGCGUUUGUGCGCGUGCUGCUGGAGCGCGUGCUGCACCUGCUCCUCAUCACCCUGCAGGAGCGUGCGUCUGCCAUGCCCACCCUGCACCACGACCUCGGCCUCCCCGCCUCCCACAAAGUCCCCCCACCCUCGGACACCAACUUCAAGGCCAGGGACGACAGCGCAAAGCAUGACACGCCCUUGACGGCAGGCGGCGCAGCAGCGGAGGUGCAGCUCACGCCGGUGACAACGACCGCGGCGCAGCCGGCCGCGGCCGCCGCCGACGGCGCGCCGGCCCCGACGCUGGUGGAAAUCCCCGGCCAGGGCCGCAGCCUGAGCCCCAGCGACCAUGUGCCAGAGCCCUUUCUGUACCGCAACCUCGAAGAGGUUGCUAACAAGCUCGCGACGGCGCCGAAGGAGGUGGCGACGCGGUACCACAGGGCAGCGAUAGUGGCGGACGAGAUCCGAGUGGUGAAGCACGCGGCGAACCAGCACAACGUGGUGUUCAUCCUGGGGCACACCCACGUGGUACUGCCCAAGCGCAUCCCCUUCUGGAGUGUGCCCCGCCGCAUCCUGCUCGAGCUGCCCUUCAAGAUGUUUGCGGAUGCGUUCUCAGAGCCAGCGGACAGCAUCUUCAACAUUCCCUCAGCGCACCUGCUCGAGAUUGGCCUCCCUUACACUCUGGAUGCAUAGUCAUCCCCAGAAGUGCACGCUCUCCAUUUGCUUCUGUUCUAGAUUGCAGCAGGGGCAGGCAUCAUGUAGCCACCCAGGGGUAGAAUCUCCUGGUGUGGGCCCAAAAGUGAGCAGCAGCAGUGAAAUUCCCCAGAAAUACUGUGCUUGGGGUUGCAGUGGGGCUUUCUUACCAGUGGCAUUCUUCUGGGCACUUGUGCCUUUGAGUUUGCAUGCAUGGGUGGCUGGUGCGGUGAAGCUGCGUUGCGGGAGUAUGAUCCCCUGCAGCGUAAAUUUCAUUAGCAGGGAACUGAAUGGGCAGAAACUUGCUUUCGUCGAACUGACCGGGGUGCUUGGGUUAUGUUUUGUUUUUGCAGAUCGUUGUCUAUAUAUACAGGGAGGACUUGAGCACAGCACAAGUGAUUUGAGUCUGCAUGGGAUGAAAUUGAAUUCGAAGCAAUGUCAUAUGCAACGACAGUAGGAUUGUUUUCCACUUGAAUUCAACAUGGUAAAUUGCCUGAUUAUUUUCUCAGUAUCUGGGCUUUUGCAGGUGGACUCAAUUCAUUUUGGUCUUUUGGGUCUUUCAAAACUAUGUUGUCCUUAGAAUUUAUUUGUUUAAAAAUUCGAAGUCAUGACC